AUGGCGCACCUCGCAACCACUGACUUCUUGCAGCAGCUGAAGGCGAUCUACCCAUCGAAAGGCGCACUCACUCCUGAGACUGUCUUAUCGAAUCCAUGGUACCUCGUUGCAGCGGUUGCCUUCAGCGCGAGCAACAAGGCCGAGGCGGUUCCCCUGGUCUUCGCUUUCGUGCUCAGCGAGCUCAAGCUGGCUCAGGGCCGGGAGAGCGAGACGGAGAAGGCGCGCGAGCAGCAGCUAAGGCUCGCACGCAGGAUUCGAGAGGCGCUGCUGCAAUCGGGUGUGCUCACUGGGAUACCGCGAGUGAUCGACAGCUGCAUCGCGCUGAACACGGUCAUGCCUGAGGAUUUGCGAGACUCGAAGCCACAGAGGAACACAAAGAGGAGCAUGGAGGAUCUGGAAGAAAGCGGCCGGAAGCUCUUCCACUCCAUGUACCGUGACACUGCAGACGGCGUGCAGAGUCUGCUCGACUCUGCCUACCAGGAUCUUGGUUGGUGGUGUAACACAAUCGGCUACGGCGUAACCUACGGUGGUACAACCCUGCUUACACAGGUCGAGACGUCCUUCACGAUCGUCGCGGCCCUUAUCGCCGUAGACGCGCCUCGCCAAAUUGUAUGGCACCUCGCGAAUGCCCAACAUGGCGGCGCGACACUGGAGGAGGCAAAGGCCGUGCGGCAGAUUGCGAUGACCGUUGCGGAGAAGUCUGGCGUUGUGUGGAAGGCAGGUGUGCCAGAGGCCAUCUAG
This is a messenger RNA of Sparassis crispa, 741 nucleotides long. RefSeq lists its product as hypothetical. The coding region runs from base 1 to 741 and encodes 246 amino acids. The transcript has 4 exons. NCBI's taxonomy places the organism in Eukaryota, Fungi, Basidiomycota, Agaricomycetes, Polyporales, Sparassidaceae. The record is from RefSeq and is a predicted model, not a curated record.